This is a messenger RNA of Solenopsis invicta (red fire ant), 5212 nucleotides long. RefSeq names its product carbonic anhydrase 2 (gene CAH1). The record is from RefSeq and is a predicted model, not a curated record. The coding region runs from base 564 to 1490 and encodes 308 amino acids. The transcript has 8 exons. Gene Ontology annotation, cellular component: cytoplasm. Gene Ontology annotation, molecular function: carbonate dehydratase activity; zinc ion binding. Lineage: Eukaryota; Metazoa; Arthropoda; Insecta; Hymenoptera; Formicidae.
CCGAUGCGCCGGCCGGUAUUGCCGCCGUCGUCGGAGUAGAACGCGUUGUGUAGCCUGCCGGUCGCUUUCCCGAUCGUGGAGAAGGAAAAAGGAAGCGAGGACGCGAGGGAAGAGAAACUCGGCAGCAGCCGAAAGGAGGGAAAGCGUCAGUCAGCGUGCGCACGCGGAUGGAAACUGCGUGAUGCGCUCGUGCGACUUCGCGGAAUAUAUAUAAUUUGUACAUACACACUACGCGCUGCGGGAGAGCCUCGCGAAGCCCGCGGGUUUCGCGAGAUCGAGGAAGAAUUGCACGAGCCGCGAACCGCGUCGACUUCUCGCCGCUGUCCCUCUCGAGAACAUCGCGCGACUCGGACGUAACCGUCGUCGAGGCGACCGUCCCGGCGGCGCUUCCCCGACGCACCACCAUCGACGGCGGCGACCGCGGAACGCGUGUGCUCGUACGGCCGAUCGACGCGAGUCGACGCGCGAGCAGUCAAGACGAGCGGGUGCAAGUGCUGCUCGGACCUCGAUUUCGCGGACCUCGAUUACCCGUAGAUAAUCCGCCGGCCAAACUGGACGCGAAGAUGGGUUCGAAGGACGAGUGGGACUACUACCGAAACGGACCCAGCACAUGGGUGACGAAAUUUCCUAUGGCAGCCGGUUCCAGGCAGAGUCCGGUGAACAUCGAGACUAAGCGGGCGAAAUCCGAUCACGAGGCUCUAAGUAGCAAGCCCCUGCGUUGGAGAUAUCCCGCCACAGCGUCCCGGAAGCUAGUCAAUCCCGGUUACUGCUGGAAAGUGGACACCGAUGGCGAGGGCACGUUUUUGAGCGGCGGACCGCUGAUGGACGAUGUCUACAAGCUGGAACAGUACCACUGUCACUGGGGAUGUAGCGAUUCCAGAGGAUCCGAACACACGGUCGACGGGCAAGCCUUCGCCGGCGAGCUACAUCUGGUACACUGGAACACCAGCAAGUACAAGACCUUCGCCGAAGCCGCGAAAGCUUCUGACGGUCUGGCCGUUUUGGGGGUCUUCCUUAAGGUCGGCAGGACCCACGAAGAAAUGGACAAGAUCGCGAAACUGAUGCCGUCCGUCUCGUACAAGGACGACGUUGUGGAAAUUAAGGAACCCAUCGAUCCCGGCAAACUUCUUCCCGCACGCACAGUGCGCGGCGGACGGGCCGGCACGCAAAGAUGCGUGAAUCCGUGCAUGCGCUGGGCCGACCGAAUCAUACCACGCCACGAGAACAAAUGGGACUUCCAAGACAACAACGGAUACUGGACGUACUUGGGCUCGCUGACAACGCCGCCGUGUAACGAGAGCGUCACUUGGAUCCUCUUCAAAAAGUACAUCGAGGUGUCGCAUCAUCAGCUCAACACCUUCCGGACUCUUCGAAAGUUCCCACGCGGCGAGGAGUGCCCUUGCAACGAGAACCACGGGGCGGUGAUCAACAACUUCCGUCCACCGCUGCCGCUGGGAAAUCGCGUAUUGCGGGAGUGCGGCAGUUUCUGAGGGUCGGCCCCCACCCGGAAGAUGAGCGGAGACGAGAGGGAGCGAAAGAGGCAGAAGACCGGGUGAUUUCCGAUCUCUUCCACGGUUUCUUGCGAACCAUCGACGAACCCCGAAGCGACGAUCGAUGUAGCAGCUAACGAAUCGCAGCGUUCAACGUGCCUUCCGAUUAAUCAACGAAGACCGCCUCGCCUCCGCGCUACCCUCGUUGCUUUCUCGUGAUCAUCGACUCCGUCGUUGGCAGAGACUUCCGCCGCGAGCGGGAAAUCCCUGUCGCGGAGACGAAUCAAGAAUACUUGAUAGCUUUAGCUCGCGCUACGGUGGCCCACGAGUCGCCGCACGCACUCUCAUGUUAUUUAACGCAAUUACGCAAUAAGCUGAGUAGGGCCUGAGUUAGAAUCCAACUAACACCGUUAUCGGAGGUCUUGGAAUCAUCGUAAAUUCAUGCAGAUGCAUCGUAAAACCAAAGCGCCGUUUACAAAAAUCAUACAUUACUCUGCGAAAAUGAUAAAUUUUACCUAACUUCCCCCUCCCCCGUUCACGUUUUACAUAUGUAUAGCGCAUCGAGAUGCACCGAUUUUAAACAUACUACUAGGUACCCCUGACCAGCCGGAUGUUCCUCGACGGUAGGUACAUACGCUACACGAAUCAUUAGAAGCACUUGCGUCGUAAAGACAAACACAUUUGUUAUUCUGUAGAAGAUAACGACAGGUGUAUUUAUUGACUUUUAAUAUCUCCAGGAAUGCGAUCGAUGAACUCGCGUAUUUAAAACACUCGUCUGGACGUAGCCUCCCCUGAGAUAAGCAUUUAAUUUUAGAUGUUUCUCGUCCGAGAGCUGCUCAGCUCGUUUCUCCGCUUAAAGCGCGAUUGUCUUAAGUCGCUCAUGCGGGAGCCUUUUUAAUCUUAUCUACAACGGAAGAAGCGCGUAUGGUCAGGGACGCCGUAGUAGUGGCUAAUAUAUAUAUAAUACGUGUAUAUACACAAACGUGUGCGUUUCAUUUUAAUCAAUCAAAAAGAAUUAUGAGUGAAAAGUAGAGCUAACAACGUUAGAACGUCCGAUCUUCGCGCGCUGGGAAUAUCACUUUCUCGCUAAUUAAUUAGAAACCGUCGCUAACGCGUACGCGGAAUUCCGAGACGUGCAUGCCUGCGUGCGUAGGUAGACGAUAAAGCGGAAUGUGUAACGAUAAUUGCGACACGGCGCGAUUAUUUUCGUCGUACGAGAUUACGUCUGAUUAUACGUAUCGCGAUUUUACAUGUUAGAUCGCUAAAUAUUAAUGACGAUUAAUAGAUAACCUUCGAUUUUUUUUGCAUACACUGAAAAAAAGUCUAGUUAUAACUACCAAAUGUAUAGUGAAAUAAUAUCAAUUAAAUAUUUUGUCAGUAUAACCAAAAAUAAUUUGGUGUUUCUGAAUGUUUAGUAAGUAUUAUCAAAUCUGGUGUAAGUUACUGAAUAUUUAGAAAAGUAAAAUUGGUUACAUUAGCCAAAUAUUUAAUUGACACUAUUUUACUAUACAUUUGGUAGUUAUUACCAGUCUCUUUUUUUUCAGUGUACACUCAACGGCUCGAUAUGUACAUCGCGCGGGGAGGCUAAAGUCGUGUGUGCUGUUGACGCGCGAGUGACACAGAGCAAAUCCCCGUCGUAUCGCUUUAUUCAAAGCUUCAUGCGCUUAGCGUGUUUGCUUUGUCAAAAUAUAUUCCCGCGACAUAAUCAUAGAUAUUGAGGUUUCUCGCGCUCCGAGACGCAACAAGUGCGAGAUGCUGUUUUGUCGCGAAUGCGACUGCGACGAUAGAUGCACGGCGACAGGUAACAGCAACGUUUGCAUGUUCAAAGAUAAAACGAGUUUGAUUCUUGGAAAUCAAACCGAUCAACUCGCAAGUAAGAAGCAGAGAGAAUCGAUUAGAGAUGAUAAAAAAAAACAAAUAAAUCGUGCGCUCAAUCUACACGAAAGAACGAUUUCGUUAAAGUAUCUAACUGGAUACAGAUCUAAAAAUAAUUUUGUUGGACCAUCAAAACAAUUAUGAUGGACGUUCAAGCGUGAUGAGCAAUGCUGCAAAAAGUUUUGACAUUCCACCAACCAGUUUGAGCGGUCCAACAUAAUUAUUUUGACGGCCUAAUAAAAUUAUUUUCAGAUCUGCUAAAUUUUUAGAUACUUUAGUAAAAUCGUUUCUUCCGCGAAAUGUACAAAAAGUAAAAUUGAUCAGUCUGCCUUCUGAGAGAAUCAAAUCAUGAUUUUUUCCUUUUACCAUUCCUCUUUUUUGAGAAAACAAGGAAACGUGAUUUUUAACGAAUUUUUUCUGACAAAAACUGCUUUCUUGACAAAAAAAUGACAUUUUUUUAAAACUCCAACACAAUGUCGACUAACGCGACAAAAACGAUUUCCAAUAGGAAUAAACUGAAUCAAUGAGAUAAAUUGCGUAGUUUGCAAAAUUCUCGAACGUCAACAGUCACUUGAAAUAGAUUAUAUAUUCUAUACAUUUUUUGGCGAAUUUUACAUAGUGAAUAUAUUGUCUUGUUAUGCUGGUCGCUUCUGGACACAUUAUCAUACAUGUUCUCAGGAAUUCAUUCUUUCUGUAAACUGUAAACUGUAAGAUAACGUCUUCUUUUGUAGCGAUAUUAAGACUUUUACUUGUUUGCUGUAUAUCUAUGUAUAUUCUAACUAUUGUUGGUGAUGUGAGAUAUUAUAUAAAUUUGUAUUUCAUAGUUUCGACUGUGAUAGAGAGAGAAAAGAAGAGAAAGAGAGAGAAAGAAAGAGCAAAUAAAGUACCGUUCUAUUUGCUUUUGUACGGCAUCUGGCGCGCUUUCUGUCACUCUUAUUGCCAGCGUCUCUUCGGUCCGGCUUGAAAAUAAAUUCUGGAAAUCGAGCUAGCCUCUAGUCCGAAGUACGCUCCGUCAUACGAAAGGGUACAAGGCCAGCGACCGCUCUCGUACCUGGCGGUUUGGUGUUCGCGGUCGGGACCAGUUUCAGGGGACGCGAGGAGGAAGUCCGCGUACGGGAGAAGGCGACGCGCGAUGGAAAAGACCAAGGUGAGGAGAUCUCACUUGCGAUUCCUUGAAAAAUUCCGUAACGCCCCCAAGCAAUACGGGAUUGAUUACGUCUCACGCGCUGCAUCAACGAAACGAAGUGACGCGAUCGCUGUAUGUAAUCGAGCGUGAUUGAAAAACAGGAUUUCCAAUUGUCUCUCGGUGCAGUUCGUUCGUUAAAAGUUCAAAGAGCUUGACGCUCUUCAACGUCGGAUAUUUUAUGGUUAUUUAAUUUCUUAAAAAAAUAGUCUCCUAAUCCAAUGCUUUUAAUUUCCGGUCUCUCGCCGAGUCUUUCGCGUUUCAGCGUGACGCAGUUGCAUUGCCUUGCGGGCGCUUUUACAAGGUCCGCCGGUCCCCUCGAAACCGGUCAGUGCAUCUGACGAUGCACGUGGUGCUUCACUAAAGCUUGCUACACUUGUCGUAGUCGAACACUUACUAUAGUUCUACCAUCUCGUUCGCUCACGUUGAGUCCGAGUAAUAAUAUUUUGUCUAAGAGAGAAGCAUGUACGUUAGCAGAUAAAUAUAACAAUUUUUUUUCAUGUAAAUAUUAAAUACUUAUUGACUGUUGAAAUUCAAUAUUUGCGAGAAAAUUACAAAAUUAUUUCAGCCUAUAAUUAUGAAAAGAUAAGAUCGAAAAAGAUUUAAAUCUAUCGAGAAUUAAGAGAUGUACAAGCGACUGUUAAUAUAUGUUAAUGUUUCGGAA